Molecule: messenger RNA, 435 nt
Organism: Phytophthora infestans T30-4
Lineage: Eukaryota; Oomycota; Peronosporomycetes; Peronosporales; Peronosporaceae
Exons: 4
Coding region: 1-435 (144 amino acids)
Source: RefSeq, a predicted model, not a curated record
AUGGAGCCGGCUAAGCGCUGUCGAAGAAUUACCAACUAUCUCGGCGGACUUAUUCAUGUCCCCCAUUGUAGCCACCAGGAACUGCUGCGUGGACGCUGUCGAGUGCGCGGCGUGCGGUCUCGCUGGCACGAAGAAACGUGCAGGAAGCUCUGCGUGCGCGACCCGCACAACGCCGCGUGCAUGAACGGCUGCUCGUACGGGUCCCUCACGGUGACCAAGCUCGUGUGCGACAAGAUGGAGGCUGCAGAGGCCGCGUCGGCCUCGCGUUGUCCGGACGGCGUGAGCUGCAUGGAGGCGUGCCGCGCCUACGACGACGAGACGCCCUUCCCAGAUCUGCGCAACUCAUGCGUCCGCGGCUGCUCCAACAUCGUACCCUCGGCCUGCGCUCGCUCUCUGCAGAUAUACCGGGACCUCGCUCAAGGCGCGAUCCAGUAG